AUGGUUGUUAAUAUGCCUGCUCAAGUUGGUCAGAUGCUUGCUCUGUCUGGUGCAAACUUCAAGACAUGGAAAGAAGAUAUUGAGCUCUUCCUUGGAUUAAUGGAUCUCGACCUUGCAUUAAGGAUGGAUCGACCCAUUUCCACCCCAGAUAAUCCUAAUGAUACUAAAAUUAAGAAAUGGGAUAGGUCUAAUCGUAUGAGUUUGAUGAUCAUUAAGCGGUCAAUUCCAAGGGUCUACCAAAACUUGAUUGUUGAGAGCAUGAACGCCAAAGUUUUCCUAAAAGAACUAGAGCAAUCCUUUGCUAAAAAUGAAAAUGAAGAGGCAAGAGACCUUUUGACUAAGCUCGUCGUUAUGAGGUACACCGGGAAGGGAAACAUAAGGGAAUACAUAAUAGAAAUGUCGAGUCUCGCUACAAAACUCAAAGCUCUAAAGUUAGAGAUUUGUGAAGACCUUCUUGUGCACUUUGUUUUGAUGUCUCUUCCUACACAAUAUACUCAACUUAAAGUGUGUUACAACACUCAAAAACACAAAUGGACUCUCAAUGAACUGAUCUCAUUUUGUGUGGCUGAAGAGGAAAGGAUGCAGCAAGAAGAAAGUGAAAGUGAUAAUUUGGAAUCUACCUCUAAAGGCAAGAAGAAAAAGAGGGAGCAUGAUGAUAUAUAG
Messenger RNA from Benincasa hispida (wax gourd), 663 nucleotides. RefSeq lists its product as uncharacterized. The record is from RefSeq and is a predicted model, not a curated record. NCBI's taxonomy places the organism in Eukaryota, Viridiplantae, Streptophyta, Magnoliopsida, Cucurbitales, Cucurbitaceae.